CACGUUGAGAAUGCAAGCAGUACGUCAAGGCCUUUAGGAAUAACAGAACGAGUUUUACUUGAAAGGCAACGUAUUAAUGGCUGGGGGACCGUGACAUCGGCACUGUUGGUGGAUUCUACGCAAGAACUGAAGCAAGAUGACCUCAGAAAAGCACUUGGCCUUCUUACUAAACGGUACCCUUUACUUCGUAUGAGAAUAAAAGAAUCCGCCGAUGAAGUAUUCUUUGAAGAAAUGGAAGACCACGAUAAAGUUGAUUUUGACCUGUUGGACCAUAUAACAGCCGAUAACUGGGUACAAGGCACGGAGGAAGAACUUAACGGUUGUAAUUUUGACAUCACCAGGGGGCCUUUGUGGCGAGUCAAACUACUGAAAGAAAAUUUCAGCGAGAGAAAAUACAAAAACGCAGUGGUGUUUACAUUUAUGCACGUCAUCUGUGAUGCGCUCUCUAUUUUUGCGCUUCAAAGAAAGCUACUGGAAUUUCUCAAUUCUCUCAGCAGCGGCCAAGAAGUUGAAGCAGAAAGUCUUCCUCUUAGGCCUCCACUGGAAUCACUGGCCGAUGUUGUUCACCCUAGCACCAAAGAGAAGAUAUUGUUCUCGAGUUUCUUUAAGUUCCAGCAAACCAAAGCGUUUCUUGUCAAGCCCAAGAAUUUGUUUCUAUCGAUUUAUCCCCCUGUGGCAAGAAAAGAUCCGGCGGUGACCAAGAAAACCAGUCUUUCGGCUCGUAGUCUCACUGAAGAAGAAACCAAACUGCUCAUCAACAGGUGUAAGGAAAACAGAUGCACAGUCCAUGGCCUAAUUACUGCUUCCACGCAUCUCGCGAUUGCGCGAAUUCUACUUCGAGGGAAACACGAUUUGAAAUCUCCAGUGUCGCUGGAAUCAUCUUACACCAUCAGUUUACGAAAAGAUUGCGAGCCAAAGCUCAGCAACGAAGAAUUUGGUGCCUACAUGACCGCCAGUGGUUUGACAAUUGCCGUGCCUCCGGUUGAGCCAAACGACAAGCAAGGCUUCUGGGAGUUCGCGCGUGAGUGCUCUCGCAAAGUCCACGCGCAGUUGGAUUCUGGAAAGUAUCGAAAUCUACCGAAGUUGUAUCAGUGUGUUGAUGUUCGAUCGUACUGCAAAAUGUCCAACAUUGAUUUCAACGAGGGUCGUAGAGUCCAGGUCCUUAACAUAACCAACUGUGGAGCCUUGGUGACAAAGCAAGCGGAAGAUAUUCGUUACAAGUUUGCUGGCUGGUACUUUGGCCUGCAAGGCACUAAUACAAGUCACCUGUUUGGAAAUAACAUCGUGACGAUAGAUGGGCGACUUUACUGGGCCGUGGAGUAUUUCCCACAUGUCACUACCAUGACACAAGCUGAAGAAGUAUUUGACUCGACUUUGGAAGUAAUAAAGCAAGCUUGCAUGGAGUGA
Molecule: messenger RNA, 1407 nt
Organism: Porites lobata
Lineage: Eukaryota; Metazoa; Cnidaria; Anthozoa; Scleractinia; Poritidae
Source: the annotation of a GenBank genome assembly